Monoraphidium neglectum is the source of this 3324-nucleotide messenger RNA. RefSeq lists its product as hypothetical. The transcript has 7 exons. The coding region runs from base 1 to 3324 and encodes 1107 amino acids. Lineage: Eukaryota; Viridiplantae; Chlorophyta; Chlorophyceae; Sphaeropleales; Selenastraceae. Gene Ontology annotation, cellular component: cytosol; extrinsic component of membrane; phagophore assembly site. The record is from RefSeq and is a predicted model, not a curated record. Gene Ontology annotation, biological process: piecemeal microautophagy of the nucleus; mitophagy; protein localization to phagophore assembly site.
AUGCUGUUAGCCACGGCACCGCCUGAUACUGUGACGUUUCUGCUGGAGGUGGAGGAGGUGGCCGGGCUGGCCAAGCAGCUGGAGGCGUGGCGGCGCGACAUCUACCAGCCCCUGGCAAUCGAGGUGUUUGCCCAGAACUGGGGCUACGCACUGCCGGGCGCACCUGCUCAGCAGCAGCCCUCCCAGCAGGGUGGUGAGAAGCUGCUGGAGCGCUGGACACUGCGAUACGGCGCCCUCACGCCGGGGACCCAGCCGGGCCAGGGGGCUGGCGCACGCGCAGGCGGCAGCGACGAUGCUGCGGUUUACAAACGCAUGAUCUUGCUGGUGCGGUCCCUCCACAGCUAUGUGCGGGUGCUACCAGCUUACCGCAUGUUCAGGGCAUGCAAGCGCCACCCCGGCCAGCCGCCCCUGGAGCUGCGCUACCGGCUGCUGGUGCUGGGCGCUGACGGGGCCGCCCGCGCCGCCCUGGGAGAGGGCCCGCAGGGUGCCCAUGGCGGCGCGGGGGGCGCCCCGGCCGCUGCGGGCCCCAGCCGGCCGCUGCGCUCCUCGUUCACGUUCUCCCCUGUGGAGACGGCCGGUGGCGGCGCGCUGCAGGUGGCGGUGGAGUUUGCACCGGCCAGCACGGUGCACAUCCUGGAGCACGCAGCCGCGCCGCCGCAGACCUCUGCCCCGCGCAUCAUACCCGACUACGUGGGGGGUGGCAGCGGCGGCGCGGCCGCUGGGGGUGGCCCCGCGGACGGCGGCGUGAGCGGCAGCGGGCUGCUGGCGGGCGGCGGCAGGCAAGGGGGUGCGGCCUAUGCGCGAUCUGCGCCAGGCGGCGGGGGCGUGGCGCUGCUGACCGGCCCCCCCGCGGGCGUUGGCGGUCCAAGCGGCGGCCCGCACCGCUCACCCGCUGUUCCGAGCACUGCUGCGGCGUCUGCGUCACAGCUCUCGGCGGGCGAGGGCGCCCACGGCACGCCUGCCGGGCCCGCGGGCUCCCCGCUGCAGCUGCUGCGCUCGGCCAGCCUACGUUCGCCUGCGGUCGUGCGCCAGAGCUGGGGCAGCCGCGAGGUGCAGGCGCACGUUGUGUACCGCGGCUUCAAUGCGCCGGGAGGCAGCGCGGCGGCCGGCGGCGCCGGCGCGUCGGGCCACCACGCACACCGCCGCUCGUCGUCGUCCGGCUCCGCGGCCGGCGGCGCCACCCACUGGCCGCCCGGCGGCGGUGGUGGUGCGUCCGCUCUGGGGACGUCGCCCAGCACUAGUCAGCACCUGGCGGGGCGCCCGCCCCUCCCGCUGCCGCAGUCGUCACCCAUCACGGCACCGGGCCACCCCCCGAGCAGCCCCACAACGCCGCUGUCGCUGCCGCGGCCGUCGCCGCUGCAGCGGUCGUCGAGCGGUGCCGGCGGUGGGGGUGCGGCGUUUUUCUCCGCAUCGCCGCCGACGCCGCUCGCGCUCGUGGCGGCGCGUGCGGGCAUGGCACCGUUUGGUAGCAGCGCGCCUGCACACGCAGCCGGCAGUGCGGGACUGCCCCCAUCCGGGCACCGGCCUCUGCCGGGGCAGUCCCCCAACCAGUCACCACGACAGCAGCUGGGGCGCUCUCGACACGCACACCCUCCCGGCGCUCACCCACUCCAGCAGCAGCAGGCGCAGCAGCAGCAGGCGCAGCAGCAGCAGCAGCAGCAGCAGGUGCAGGCACAGCAGCAGCAGCAGCAGGCGCAGGCGCAGGCACAGCAGCAACAGCAGCAGCAGCAGCAGCAGCAGCAGCAGCAGCAGCAGGCGCAGCAUCAGCAACAGCAGCAGCAGCAGCAAACCCACUCUGCCGCAGCACACCUGCAAGCGCACCUGGCGCGAGAGGUGCAAGCACAGCGCGGGCUGCAGGCUCAGGCCCGCCCACCCCUUCGCCCGUCAGCACCCGCCGCUAUCCUGCAGGGCUUUGAGGCCCCGCAGCAGGCUGCCGGCUCGGCUGAAACCACCACGCCUGCGCCGCACCGUGACGGCGCGCAGGGCGCGGAGGAGUCUUCCAAGGUUGCAGCCGCUGCCGCAGGCGUGGAGCGCUCUCAGCCGGCGCCCCAGGCUUCCACGCCGACCACGGACACCGCAUCGGCACCUGAGCCCCAAGGUGUGGAGGGCUCAUGCGCGGAGGCUGCGGUUGACGCGACCUCUGCUGCGGAGGGAUGCCUGAGCAGCAUUGGGAGCAGCAGCAGCACCACCACCACCACUACCAGCGCGGGCGCGGGCGCGGCACAGCAGGUUUGCGCGAGCGCCACGGCCGGCAGCGCGCCGGUUGCCAUCCCUGGCCGUGGCGCCCGCGGGCGCGCGCGCUCCGUCACAGACCUGCCGACCCUGCGCAUGGCGGGCGCGUCGGCCGCUGGCGAGGGCGGCCUCAGCCGCGCCAUGGCCCGGGUGGCAGCCGGCGCCGGUUCCUCGCAAGCAGGCGACGGCGACGGUGUUGGUGACGCUGCGCGCAGCACCGCGCUGUCGCCGCCGGCAGGGGCUGACGCGCGCGCGCGGCUCCUGCGCGGGGUUCUGCCGUCGCCGACGGCAUCGCCAUCUCCGCCUGUCUCCGGCCGCGACAUCACUGCGCUCGCCACCAUCCGGCGGCCGUCGUGGAGUGGCCGCAGCAUCAUACUCUCAGCGGGUGCGGCUGCGUCCGUGGCAGGCGCAGCGGGCGGCGUUGCGGCGUCGGCGUCGUCGCCCAAGUGCGGUGGUGGCGGGGGUGGCGGCGGUGGCAGCAGUGGCGGGGGUGCGGGCAUGGGUUUGAGCGUGUCGCCCCUGCUAGGUGGUGAGGACGACCUGCUGGGCGGCGGCCUGGGCCUGGAGACCAGCGGCGAGAGGCGCGACAGCGACGCGGGCGGUGGCGGGGACGGCGGGCGGCCGCGCCACAGCAGUGUCAGCAGCAUGGGCGGGCAGCAGCAUGACGCCGCCGCCGCUGCGGCGGCGUCCGCAGCGGCCGCGCACAGCAUGGCGCAGCACUCGCAGCUGUCCCGACACCAGCACCACGCGCACCAGCACGGCCUGGCCCACACGCUGGGCCCUGGCCCCGAUGAGUCCGAGAGCGAUGUCCUGCCGUUCGCUCUGGACUGCGACUUGCCGGCCCCGCUGGGUGGUGUGUCGAACGCAGCGAACCUGGGUGGCGCGCGCGGCGGCACCAUUGCUGGCACGGCGGCGGCCGCGGCGCGCGAGCGCGACCUGGAGGUGUGCGCGUUCAUCCGGUCGAUGCAGGACGCGCCGCCACUGUGCAGCCAGUGGCCCUGGGGCUGCGGUGUGGGGACAGUCGGCGACGCACUGCUGGCGGUCGAGCAACUCGCCGCGCGGCUGCAGCCUGUACUGCUGCCCCCCCGCUGA